GUUAACAUGUUAAUGGAAGUUAAAGAGCACCCAGAGAAAAUGGAUAAUAUCGAAAUUACAGACGCGUUGCUCGCAGCGCAAGCAUUUGUGUUUUUCGUUGCUGGGUUUGAAACUUCGUCUACGACGAUGUCUCAUGCUCUAUACGAAUUAGCUCAAAAUCAGGAUAUGCAAAACAAACUGAGAGAAGAAAUCACGGAGAACUUUGCGAAGAACAAUGGAAUUUCGUCUUACGACCAAUUGAAAGAACUGAAGUACCUCGACAAGGUGUUCAAAGGUAGAUCCAUAA
This is a messenger RNA of Ceratina calcarata, 286 nucleotides long. Its product is annotated as cytochrome P450 6B7-like. The transcript has 2 exons. The record is from RefSeq and is a predicted model, not a curated record. The annotation marks the transcript as partial. Gene Ontology annotation, molecular function: heme binding; monooxygenase activity; iron ion binding. Lineage: Eukaryota; Metazoa; Arthropoda; Insecta; Hymenoptera; Apidae.